Ahaetulla prasina is the source of this 3684-nucleotide messenger RNA. It is a transcript of the gene FUCA2, whose product is annotated as alpha-L-fucosidase 2. Gene Ontology annotation, cellular component: lysosome. Bases 64 to 1482 code for a protein of 472 amino acids. The record is from RefSeq and is a predicted model, not a curated record. The transcript has 7 exons. NCBI's taxonomy places the organism in Eukaryota, Metazoa, Chordata, Lepidosauria, Squamata, Colubridae. Gene Ontology annotation, biological process: glycoside catabolic process; fucose metabolic process. Gene Ontology annotation, molecular function: alpha-L-fucosidase activity.
CAUGUGAUUCGCGGGAGGCAGAGAAGCGAAACGGGAAACGGUGGGAGUUCAGUCCGGGUUCCCAUGGCUGAGCCGGGCGGUUCAUCCUUUCUCCGGCGGGAGUUUCCUCGCUUCUUACUGCUGUUACCCCCGCUGCUCAUCUUCCUCCUGCUACCUUCAAGGGGCCGGGGCGGUCGCUACGAUCCCACCUGGGAGUCUCUGGACUCCCGGCCGCUUCCUCCCUGGUUCGAUGAAGCCAAGUUUGGGAUUUUCGUCCACUGGGGUGUUUUUUCCGUGCCCAGUUUCGGCAGCGAGUGGUUUUGGUGGUAUUGGCAAGCAGAAAAGAAGGAACCUUAUGUAACUUUUAUGAAGAAAAACUAUCAUCCUGGAUUCACUUAUGAAGAUUUUGGCCCUAUGUUUACAGCUGAGUUGUAUGAUGCCAACCAGUGGGCAGAUAUUCUGAGUGCUUCAGGUGCCAAAUACGUUGUCUUGACUUCAAAACAUCAUGAAGGUUUUACUCUGUGGGGGUCGAAAUAUUCCUGGGCUUGGAACAGUGUGGAUGUGGGACCAAAACGGGACCUUGUGGAAGAGUUAGCUACAUCUAUUAGAAACCGGACAAGCUUACGUUUCGGGCUAUAUCACUCAUUGUUUGAAUGGUUCAACCCUCUCUUCUGUGAUGAUGCUGCUAGCAAAUUCAAGAAACAACAGUUUCCAAAUGUCAAAAGUCUCCCAGAGCUUUAUGAGAUUGUGACGCGAUAUCAGCCAGAGAUUCUGUGGUCAGAUGGCGAUGGGAAUGCUCCAGAUACUUACUGGAACAGCACUGCCUUCCUAGCAUGGCUUUAUAAUGAGAGCCCUGUUCAGAAAACAGUUGUAACAAAUGAUCGCUGGGGAGCUGGCACAAUAUGCAAACACGGAGGUUUUUUCACUUGUGCAGAUCGGUACAGCCCUAAACAUCUCUUGUCCCAUAAGUGGGAGGACUGUAUGACAAUUGACAAAAAGUCUUGGGGAUACCGAAGGGAUGCACAAUUAAGUGAUUAUCUGACUAUUGAAGAUCUCAUACAGCAACUUGUAGAGACAGUAGCUUGUGGAGGAAAUCUUUUGGUGAAUAUUGGGCCCACCCAUGACGGUCGCAUUCCUAUUGUAUUUGAAGAGCGUCUGAAGCAAAUGGGGACUUGGUUGGCAUUGAACGGUGAAGCUAUUUUCAGCACUAAACCUUGGAGAGCCCAAAAUGAUAGUAUAACACCAGGAGUCUGGUACACAUUCAAACCAAAAGAAAACAUUCUGUAUGCCAUUUUCCUUAAGUGGCCAACUUCUGGAACUCUGACGUUGGGUGAACCAAAAGCUAUUCUUGGGAAAACAAAGGUGAAACUAAUAGGAUAUGAAGAAUCAUUGCCCUGGAUUUCUACGGGAGAAAAAGGAAUGAUGAUGGCUGCACCUCUGUUACCAUUCAAUAAGUAUCCCUAUCAGUGGGCCUGGACUCUACAGCUUACUAAUGUACAAUAGUGACAGGAUCGUGCUCUGCUGAAGUUUUGUAACUGGAGAAAUGAGGAUAGAUUUGAAAUAGAAAAUAAUUCAGGCACCAAUCUUUUUUUUUUCUACUCUUAAUACUUUUAAAGCAAAGUUGAUGGAAGAAUGCAUAUAGCAAUCACAAAAGCUGAAUAGGAAAGGUUAAGUAAAUUGAUAUUGUCCAGUGAAUGCUGAGGUAUUGAAAUAGUAAUUGCAAUAGCACUUUAUAUACCACUUCACAGUGCUUUACAGCCCUCUCUAAGCAGUUUGUCAGCAUAUUGCCCCCAACAAUCUGGAUCCUCAUUUUACCGACCUCGGAAGAUUGGAAGGCUGAGGCAAUCUUGAACCAGUGAGAGAUUUGAACUGCUGGUAGCCAGCAGUUAGCAGAAGUAGCCUGCAGUACUGUCUUCUAACCAUUGCGCCACCAUGGCUUUUGAUAGACAUAACAGAAGUAUUGAAGUUUAUGAUGUUAAAUAUAGUUCUUAAUACAAUCUUGCUUUUGUGAAACUGAAUACCGAAUUCAGUGAAAGGUGUUACCACGGAAGGGAGUUUCAGAAUCAUUUUAAAAUUGGGGCUUUAAUCUUUUCCCCCAACAAUAAGCUUUUAUCGUAAUUAUUUCGACUACCUCAGAGGAUUCCAACGUGGUUAGAAACUUGUAUAGUGGCACUUAGAUCUUAGUUUUGAGAAGAUAGAAGUGAUCUAGUAUUCUGUAUACAUGUUUAAAGCCCCGCAUGGAAUGGAUGCAGGCUACUUGGACCGUCCUGAUGGGACUGGCCUGCCUCACAUGCGCCAGUGGAGGGCUUAUGCUACAGACUCUGUCAGCUAAGGAAUUCUGGCUGGUGGGAUCCAGGAGAAGAGCCUUUUAUGCUAUGGUUCCUGCCCUCUGAACAUCUUACUCCCUGAGGUGAGAUUGGCUCCCAACCUCCUGACUUAGAGCCUUAAGACCUGGCUCUGCCAGAUGCUUGGGGAUCUAAAGAGGAAACUUCACACUAGAUGUGUUUAACUAAAACCUAAUCCCACCUCUCCACAUGCAUCCAGCCCCCUCCUUUGCCUCUUGUGUUAAUGAUUCUACCUAUUAUGCUAUUUUAUAAAUGAUGAUUUUAAUGUUUUUUAAACAGUUUUUAUGCUACAAGCUACCCAGAGUUGUCAGAUAUGAAAUGAGCAGCAAAUAAAUUUCAUAAUAAAUAAAUAAAUACACUGGUUAUAGAAAGUCCUAUUAAACACAGCCCUGUUAAAAUGCCAAUUUUUAAGAUGUAAAAAAAUCAGACCAAGAUAAAUUACAUCAGAAUUUUUUCUACCUUUAAUAUAACAUACAAGCUUUACAAUUCAAUUGAAAAGCAAACUGAAAUAUUUCCGGGUGAAGGCGGGGAAUAAAUAGCUUACAAUAACGUGGUUGUAUAAAGGUACACACCCUCCUAUAAGUAGGGAUAUGGCUAUGUUCAGAAUUAACUGAUCACAUUCAAAUUGUGGUUAAAUAGUAGUACACAAUAGUGAUUAAAGUGACUGAUCAAGCCCAUUUUGAACUGUUCUAGUAGGAUUUUUUGACAUUUACUUAGUUGCCUCUUAUAGCAAAAGCCAUGGUGCUUCAACAAUUAUUAGUUUAAAGGUGUACACAUUACCACAUAAACCACAUUAUUGUAUUUUUAAAAAAAAAUUCUCCCUGAAAGAUUUCAGUUUUUCAAUUGAAUUGUACAGCUUGUAUUUUGGAUAAAAGUUGGAAAAAAUUCUGAAGUAAUUUAUCUUGGUCUGAUUUUUUUUUCAAAAACCUGGCAUUUUAAUAGCGCUGUAUAGACUUUCUAAUUGAUCUAGUUCAUACUUUAAAAUACAGAGGUUAUUACCAGGAAAAAUAAGUUUUUAAUUUAAAUGUUUAUAAUAUAUGUCUAUGCAGAGCAUCAUUAGUGAAAUUGUCUAAAACAGCUUCAAAAGGAAUAAAUUCACUUUGAGAUUUAGCUACUGUUACCUCCUAUUGUUACAUUAAAUCUUUUAUUAUUUGUAUUAACUGAUUACACUGCAGCUUUGCAACUAUCUGAUGUUUCACUCUACAUUCAAAGAACUGGGGAUAAGUUCUAAAUAAUAAAUUUCUAAUUCUAUAAACAAUACUGGUCAGGACAGCAUGUAAUCUGUCAAAAUAGUUUAUUGUGAUUCAGAUAUUUUGUAGGGCUCCAAGUAAAUACAAAUUAAAAAUAUUUACAAAAUGAA